Callithrix jacchus (white-tufted-ear marmoset) is the source of this 2090-nucleotide messenger RNA. The record is from RefSeq and is a predicted model, not a curated record. NCBI's taxonomy places the organism in Eukaryota, Metazoa, Chordata, Mammalia, Primates, Cebidae.
AUGCCGUGCGACUUGAGUGAUGCUAAGUCCCUAGGCCAAGGCAACAGAGACAUGUGGAGAGGGAGUACUAUUGCUCAGGAGGAGCUGUCCAGGGAUCUGGCCAGGAGAGCCUGGCUCAGCAAGGAACGGCCUACCCCAGACCCCGGGGCCAUCCUGUGCUCAGCCAUGGGCACCGCCUUCCAGAGCACCUCCUGGUGGUUGUGGGGGAGGGGGCUCCUUUCCGUCCUGGUGGUCAAGGACAGUGCAAACAUGCUCACACACCCUGACCUCAAAGGGACAGUCUUCUCCCUCAAGUCUCAUGCAGCUUUUCGAUGUCUGCUCUUCAAUGCCGAUGUUUCUAAACUCCCUUCAACUUCCUUGGAAGGUCAUGUGUGUGCAGCCAAAAGGACACUGGACCCCUGGCAGCAGGUUUCAUCUACCCCACCUGACUGGAUCACCUCAAGCCCGCACCGGCCAUAUGAUCCUCCACACUGGCAGGAUGCACAAGACCCAGGGGAGGCUGCUGAGCACUGGUGUUGGAGAAUCUGCCAGAUGGAAGAUGCCUGUGUGAGAGCUGUGACCUUCCCAUACAUAUGGGACCACAAUUGGCUGUCUCUCCCCAGCGCUAACGUGAGGGUCACUGUGGCUUUCCCGGCCAGUGUCUGCCCAGUACUCCUCCCACUGGCUGACCCCUCGUGGAAAUGCAUGAUGAUGACUGAACGCGAAUCGGAUUUGUGGUGUUUAAGGAUUCCUCUGCCUGAGUUGGGGAUAGCUCUUUCAGAAGACCAGGUGAGAGGGAAACAGGUUGAAACAGGUAGGAGGUGGCAGUGACAAGUGAAAGAAGCCCUCAGGGGGUAGAAGCCACAGGAUGUUGCUGCCAGGUGGACAAGAGGAAAGCGAGAGGGAUGAUGCCAGGUUCUGGCUAGCGGAUGAAUAGUGGUGCUAAUUAUUGACCGACGAGCUCCAGAGAGGAGCCUCUGAGUGACUGUGGGUGGAGAAAAUGAGGUCUGUUUGAGGCCGGCUGCCCGCACGGUUAGCUUCAGGGUCACACUUGGCUUCAUUCGCUUUGCACGUCCGUGGCCUCCUCACAAGCUCUACAGCUGUCCCCACCCCCAACCUCUGUAAGAGGCUACUUUUCCCUCUGGCUCCCAUAUAUUCGUUAGUUUGUUGUCCAUGACAAAAAUCUGAUGUGAGCGAUGAUCGAUUUUCAACUUUUCGAAUGGAUGCUCAAGAAGUAGCGUGGGAAGACCACACCAGACUGAUUCAGCCUCACGCACAUUCUUUAUUUCUGUGCAGGCUUCUGUUCUAAUUCCUGCCCAAACUAGGUUGAUGGAUGGGAUGGGGAAGUGUCUGUUUUAUCCAAACCUUUCUGGAAAUCCUGUCCUGCCCGCAAACCCCUAAAAGGGGUCAUUCUUUAUUGUAUUUUCUCUCAGUCAAAACAAAUUGAAUUAAAGUAGACAUCUGACCCAAGGCCAAGUAACCCAUGGACUUACAGGGGUUGAUCAGAUACUCUCAGGAAUUUGAGUGGAGACACAGAGAUGAGGUCAGUGUAGGUUCUUGAGUUGCAAAGCUGUGUAGACCUGGGGCUAGGUACCUUGAGGGCCUGUGAUAAUAUAAGACCUAUGGCGGAUAGAUGGAAGAAGGAAAUCAACUUACAGAGUGUAGACACUGGAGAUCGGUUGGAGGAAGGGAGAGAAGAGACCGCUUUCUGUGUCUUACGGGGUCCAGCUAUAUUCCUUGUCAUGGGAUUGGAAGGAUCUUAUUCUUUUUCUCCUCACAUGUCAACUGUGGCCUUUAGAGAAUGAGAAUUUUACCGCUUCUCCCUGUAGCAGCAAACUUGGCAUGAAGCUUUCACUUUUUAAAAGAAUUAUGGAAUGUUGCAGAUGUACAGACAAAUAAAGAGAAUAAUAGAGUGAACAUCUGUAUUCUCAUCAACCAGAUUUACCAAAUCUUCACAUUUUCCCUUUGGCUACAUUGCAUUGACAUUUCAUACACUUCUCCAAUCACAUUCUCUUCUUUCUCUUUCUCAGAGGUACCACUGCUCAAAAUCUGUUUCUUAUUAAACGUAAUUUUCCGUGUUUAACAUGCCCAUUGACAUGAUAAAAUAUUGC